AAAGAAGCCAUUUAUGAGACAAAAGUAAAUACACAAAUCUUAUUGAUAGUAAAUGGCAUUUAUGAUACUAUGCACGUUAAAGAAAAGCCAAAGCAAUCCGUGAACGCAAUUCUACAAAAUACAUUUCAAGCCCUAACAUUUGAAAAAACGGGUAUGCAAUUAUCUGGUGAAUCUGGUGGAAAGUCUUCUAAACUAGGUGGUUCAGUAUUCAGUUUUGAUGAGAUUUAUGAACGUCUGAAAGAAUUUAAACAAAAUCUUACUAAAAAUAAACAUGCGCGAUCAAGGUUAUACUUCGCAAAAGUUGAUGUUCAAUCUUGUUUUGAAUCCAUUGAUCAAGAACGAGUUUUGGAAAUAGUUAGAGAUGUAUUAAAAGAGAGUGAAUAUGCAAUUCAUAAAUAUGAUAUAGUUUGCCAGAAGGGUAGUACAAUCCGUUCGUUUUAUAAAUAUUAUGCCGACUCAACAGACGAUUUUCCUAAGUUUCCAACUUUUGCAAGAGAAUCGGCACAAAAGAUACCAAAUUCAGUUUUUAUUGACCGCGUUAAAGAAUCGUAUUUAGAUAGGGAGGAUAUACUUGAUCUCUUAGAAAAGCAUAUCAAGUAUAAUUUAAUAAAAGUAUGA
This is a messenger RNA of Cetraspora pellucida, 618 nucleotides long. The record is from the annotation of a GenBank genome assembly. NCBI's taxonomy places the organism in Eukaryota, Fungi, Glomeromycota, Glomeromycetes, Diversisporales, Gigasporaceae.